CCGCCUUCUCUUUCAUCUCUCCCCUCUUGCUCGUGUUCAUGGCGCAGUUUGUGGGAAAGGUAAUCGGCACGCAGAUGAUGAAGACGGCCAAAGUCGAAGUCACGAGAAUGGUACUGCAUCCACACGUUCUGAAGUACGUAAAGCGUCGUAAGAAGUACCUAUGUCACGACCCCGAGUCAUCGUGUCGCGUGGGGGACCUGGUGAUGAUACGGAGCUGCCAGCCGCUCAGCAAGAGGAAGCACUUCAACGUGGCCGAGAUCCUGGAUCUCAGUCCGGCUCACCGAGCAGAGAUAGAGCGAGAACAGGGGAGACUGGGAGAACUAGAGGGUACACCUGGUACUACUGCAACUGAAGGUAGCAGUAGCUGAUUUAUAUCUAUUCUCAUUUCAUUGUCACACUGCGUAUAAUAUGGCUCAUACAGU
Messenger RNA from Geodia barretti, 422 nucleotides. The record is from the annotation of a GenBank genome assembly. NCBI's taxonomy places the organism in Eukaryota, Metazoa, Porifera, Demospongiae, Tetractinellida, Geodiidae.